Molecule: messenger RNA, 3195 nt
Organism: Thyridium curvatum
Lineage: Eukaryota; Fungi; Ascomycota; Sordariomycetes; Thyridiales; Thyridiaceae
Exons: 3
Coding region: 1-3195 (1064 amino acids)
Biological process (GO): lactose catabolic process
Cellular component (GO): beta-galactosidase complex
Molecular function (GO): carbohydrate binding; beta-galactosidase activity
Source: RefSeq, a predicted model, not a curated record
AUGGCGCCCGCCGGUCUUCCUCUCCGUCAGGACAAGGACAAGAACGACUUUGAGAAUGAAGCCGUGUUCCGUCGAAACUGCCUGCCGCCUCGUGCAUAUCACAUCCCAGAGACGUCCCUCCUGCUCAAUGGCAAAUGGGAGUUCCAUAUGGCCUCGACGCCCCUCGAGGCUCCCGAGCCGGCAUCGUCGGGGGACGGGAGACCGCCCGGCCCCUCGGCCGAGGAGUGCUGGUCGAGCAUACAGGUGCCCGGCCACUGGCAGCUCCAGGGAUGGGGCCACCCGCACUACACAAACGUCCAGUUCCCCAUCCCCGUCUGCCCUCCCUAUGUGCCGGCGGAGAACCCGACUGGCACAUACCGGCGUGUUUUCCACGUCCCACCGAGGUGGGACGCCGACACCCAGCUCAGGCUGAGGUUCGAGGGCGUCGACAGCGCGUACCAUGUCUGGGUCAACGGGGUGCUCGUCGGGUACGCGCAGGGCUCGCGGAACCCUUCCGAGUUUGACGUCUCGGACUCUGUGGUCCGAGGCGGGCCGAACGAGGUCUUUGUCAGGGUGUACCAGUGGUCUGACGGCACCUACAUCGAGGACCAGGACCAAUGGUGGCUAUCAGGAAUAUUCCGUGACGUCUAUCUUCUGGCCGUCCCCAAGGACAUCUGGAUAGAAGACUACUUCAUCGAGGGUGAUCUAGAUGAGAGCUACAGAGACGGCUUGCUCCGUGCCACCGUGAAUGUGUGCACGUCCAAACCGAGCACACUAACCCUCACCCUGCACGAGCUUGCCAAGAACGGCGGCGGUCUGGUGGGCACCACCAAGACAACUAUCGAACCGACAGAGAAAGAGACUGCUGCCAAACUCAACUUGACGAUAUCGCACCCUGAGAAGUGGACUGCUGAGAGCCCGUACCUGUACCGAGUCGAACUGACUCUCGCCAGUGGUGACAAGACCUACACGGUGAACCAGAACAUCGGCUUCCGCAAGGUCGAGCUCCUCAAUGGCCACAUCUGCGUCAAUGGCAAGCGCAUUAACAUCCGCGGCGUGAAUCGCCAUGACCACCACCCCCUAUUCGGCCGAGCUGUGCCCCUCGAGUUCAUCAAGCAGGACUUGAUCCUCAUGAAAAAGCACAACGUCAAUGCACUCCGGUGCAGCCACUAUCCCUCGCAUCCCAAGCUGUACGAUAUGGCGGACGAGCUAGGCCUUUGGAUCAUGGACGAGGCCGACCUUGAGUGCCACGGCUUCUACGACGCUAUCGCCCGGCCCAUGGAUGUACCCGAGGAGAUGGACUACGAAGAGCGCAAGAAGCUCGUGUUCGGCAAGGCCGCCCUCUACACGUCCGACAACCCGACUUGGAAGGAUGCCUAUGUAGACCGCAUCCGCAGUAUGUUUUACCGGGACCGAAACCACGCAAGCAUCAUCAUCUGGUCGUUUGGCAACGAGGCCUUUUAUGGCCAGAACCACAGAGCGAUGUGGGACUUCAUCAAGGCGCACGACACUGGCCGCCUGGUUCAUUAUGAAGGCGACGCCAAAGCUGAGACUGCAGACAUGUUCUCAUAUAUGUAUCCGGCUCUCGACCGCCUCGAGAGACUCGCUACGACGGAAGCCGUCCGCGAAGAUGGUUCCUACGACAAACCCAUCAUCCUUUGCGAGUACGGACACGCCAUGGGCAAUGGUCCAGGGCUGCUCAGCGACUACGAAAAGCUCUUCCGCAAGUAUCCCCGCUUACAAGGUGGCUAUAUCUGGGAGUGGGCCAACCACGGUCUCCUGAAGAAGGACGGAGACAAGUCUUACUAUGGAUACGGAGGCGAUUUCAACGACUUUCCCAACGACGGCACUUUUGUCAUGGACGGACUAUGCAACUCGAUCCACGAGCCCACGCCUGGAUUGUUGGAGCUGAAGCGUGUCAUCCAGCCUGCCAGAAUCUCUCUCCAGGGGCGAGAUCUCGUCAUAGAGAACCUGCAUGAUUUCAUUGACCUUGACCACCUGACGCUGACUUACAAGGUCGAGGAAUUUGACAACGAGGUCACCCAACUCGCCGCCGGAGUGCAACGAUUCCCCACUGUUGAAGCCGGCCACAGCGUCGAGGUCGAGCUCCCGGACAAUGUCUUUGGUCACAAGAGCCAACACGAGAUCAUGCUGACGGUGGCAUUGCGCCUCCGCGAGUCUACCCCGUGGGCAGACGUCGGCCACACAGUUGCUUGGUCUCAGUUCUACCUCACCGACCAGCGCAAGCACAUGCUCAUGACUCUGCCGCCCUCUGGGCCGUUCAGACCCACAUCCAAAGUCGAGACCAAGACAUCUGGCUCGUCGCUGCUCGUAUCUGGUGUCGACUGGACAUUCGAGUUCGAUCGGGCCAGAGGCUACCUGAGGAGGUGGACCUCCGGCGGCGCAACCAUUCUUGAGCCCGACGAGAAGACUCACGCCGCCAUCAUUCCUUCCUUCUGGCGUCCUCCCACAGACAACGAUAUGCCGCAGUCGCUUCCCUACUGGAAGCGCUUCGGCGUGGACGAUCUGACCAGCCAGCUCCGCAGCUUCACCGUCAACGGCGAUACGGACGGCGUCAUCAUCGAGGCGACGACCUUCCUCUCGCCGCCGGUCCUGGACUGGGGCUGGACCGCCGUCAUCGAGUACAUGAUCCUCAACACGGGCACGCUCGACGUCCGCGUCAAGCUCCGCCCCUCGGGGCACUCCCCCUCGCACGUGCCCCGCAUCGGGCUCGACCUGCGCGUCGACAGGUCCCUCGACCGGCCGCGCUGGUACGGCCUCGGCCCGGGCGAGUCGUACCCGGACAAGCGCGGCGCCCAGCGCAACGGCAUCUGGGAGGUGCCCUCGGUCGCGGACCUGCACACGCACUACGACGUGCCGCAGGAGGGCGGCAACCGCAUGGGCGCCGGGUGGGUCGCGCUGACGGAGCCGCACGGCAGGGGCCUGCGGGCGCGGGUCAGCGCCGCGCCCGACGACGAGCAGUGGAGGCACAUGCACGAGGGGUUCAGCUGGGCUGCGAGCAAGUACGGCGCCAAGGCCGUGGAGAACGCGAGGCACCCUUGCGAUCUGGUGAAGGAGGAGGCGACCCUGCUCCGGCUCGACGCCGAGGUGGCUGGCGUUGGGUCCGCGGCCUGUGGGCCCGGCGUCAAGGACGGCGACUUGGUGCGUGUGCGGGAGAUGGGUUUUGCGUUUGUGCUGGACAUUGUGGGCAGUUAA